Messenger RNA from Periconia digitata, 1225 nucleotides. NCBI's taxonomy places the organism in Eukaryota, Fungi, Ascomycota, Dothideomycetes, Pleosporales, Periconiaceae. The record is from the annotation of a GenBank genome assembly.
AAUGUUAUCACCGCGACAUCUACUAUCUCCUUCCUCAUUUUCUCGGUACACUAGGAGAUUCACGUCGAGUGCGAAGACACGUGCGGAUUUCACGCAUGUUGUCGUAGGGGGAGGAGUGGUUGGAUUGGCCAUUGCACGGAAACUUCAGCAGAGAGAUGGGGUUUCUACCGUUCUGAUUGAGAAACAUGGGUCAGUGGGGACGGAGACUAGUAGUCGGAAUUCGGAGGUGAUUCACGCAGGUCUCUACUACGGCACCGACUCCCUGAAAACCAAACUAUGCCUACACGGCAAGCAAAUGAUGUACGACCUCUGCCGCGAAAAUCACAUCCCGCACCGUAAUACGGGAAAGUGGAUAGUAGCCCAAGAUUCCACCCAGCUAGAAGCUCUCCAGAAAGUGCACGACCACGCUACCUCUCUCGACAUCCCCAUCCAGUUCCUCUCCAAAGAAGAAGCCAAACGCCGGGAACCAGAUGUCCGCGCCGAAGCCGGAGUACUGGAAUCGCCCAGUACCGGGAUCGUAGACUCGCACGCGCUGAUGCAAUUCCUCCAAGGCGACUUCGAAGAACAAGGCGGGAUAUGCGCAUUCAAAAGCCCCGUAACGCACAUCACACCCCUCAACAGUGGACACUCGGGCUGGGAAAUAACAACAACGACAACAUCCGACAAGGGCGAGGAAAGCACCGCCACCAUCACCGCCGAAACGCUCAUCAACUCAGCCGGGCUCUACGCGAUCCCGCUAUCCAACAUGAUCCUGCCCAAGGAAAGACGCCGGCAACCCUUCUACGCAAAAGGGAGUUACUUCUCCUACAGCGCGUCGCACCCCAAACCCUCGACGCUCGUCUACCCGGCUCCGGUCCCCGGCCACGGAGGUCUGGGAACGCACCUCACGCUCGACAUGGCGGGCCGCGUGCGCUUCGGCCCCGAUGUCGAGUGGACUUCCGACCCGACUGACUACCGCCCCAAUGGCAGUCGCUUGGACGCCGCGCUCGACGAUAUCCAGGCGUACCUCCCGGGCAUCGAUCGCAGCGCCAUCAAUUUGGAUUAUGUGGGGAUACGGCCGAAGUUGGGUAAAGGGGGUAGCGUGACGAGCGGAGCUGGGUUCCAUGAUUUCUGGAUCAGGAAGGAGGAUGGGUUCGAAGGGUUUGUGAAUCUUUUGGGGAUUGAGAGUCCCGGGUUGACUAGUGCGCUGGCUAUUGCGGACGAGGUGGAUCGGUUGUUGUAUUGA